GGUUACGCUUUUUUUUUCUCGGGACCGGGCUUGCCGACUCAAAAAGCGCCCGGCCAACACCAUGGGAGUUCCGGCUUUCUUUCGCUGGCUGAGCCGCAAGUACCCCUCCAUCAUCGUGAACUGUGUGGAGGAGAAGUUUGCACUGAAGGCUUUUUGUUAUGGAUAUGGGAGAUGUAGAAGAUUGGGAAAUGGAAAAUCCCUAACCCCAAGGAUCUUACAUUCUAUAAGAUGAGACACCUCCCUGUUUCCUCAGGACUACCAGUGCCACAACUAUCCUGCCUUUCCACCCUUUCAACUCCCAAAGAAUGCAAUGGCGUCAAGAUCCCAGUUGAUACCAGUAAACCUAAUCCAAAUGAAGUGGAGUUUGAUAAUCUAUAUUUGGAUAUGAAUGGAAUCAUCCAUCCUUGUACACAUCCUGAAGACAAACCAGCACCAAAAAAUGAAGAUGAAAUGAUGGUUGCAAUUUUUGAAUAUAUUGAUAGACUCUUCAAUAUAGUAAGACCAAGACGACUUCUCUACAUGGCAAUAGAUGGAGUAGCUCCACGUGCUAAAAUGAACCAGCAGCGUUCCAGGAGGUUUAGAGCAUCAAAGGAAGGAAUGGAAGCAACUAUAGAGAAGCAACGAGUCAGGGAAGAAAUACUGUCCAAAGGUGGCUUUCUUCCUCCAGAAGAGAUCAAAGAAAGAUUUGACAGCAAUUGUAUUACACCAGGAACUGAGUUCAUGGACAAUCUUGCUAAAUGCCUACGAUAUUACAUUGCUGAUCGUUUAAAUAAUGACCCUGGGUGGAAAAAUUUGACAGUUAUUUUAUCUGAUGCUAGUGCUCCUGGUGAAGGAGAACAUAAAAUCAUGGAUUAUAUUAGAAGACAAAGAGCUCAACCCAACCAUGACCCAAACACUCAUCAUUGUUUAUGUGGAGCAGAUGCUGAUCUCAUUAUGCUUGGACUUGCCACACAUGAGCCAAACUUUACAAUUAUUAGGGAAGAAUUUAAACCCAACAAACCAAAACCAUGUGGACUUUGUAAUCAGCUUGGGCAUGAGGUCAAGGACUGCCAGGGUUUGCCAAGGGAAAAACAGGGAGAGCAUGAUCAGUUUGAAGAAUGUCUUCCUGCUUCAGAAGGAGAGUUUAUCUACAUUCGGCUAAAUGUGCUUCGUGAGUAUUUAGAAAGAGAAUUAACUAUGGCCAGCCUCCCAUUUACUUUUGAUAUUGAGAGGAGCAUCGAUGACUGGGUUUUCAUGUGUUUCUUUGUGGGAAAUGACUUCCUUCCACAUUUGCCAUCUUUGGAGAUUAGGGAAGGAGCAAUUGACCGUUUAGUUAAUAUAUACAAAAAUGUGGUACAUAAAACAGGGGGUUACCUUACAGAGAGUGGUUAUGUCAAUCUACAGAGAGUACAAAUGAUCAUGUUAGCUGUUGGUGAAGUUGAGGAUAGCAUUUUUAAGAAGAGAAAGGAUGAUGAGGAAAGUUUUAAAAGAAGGCAAAAAGAAAAAAGAAAAAGAAUGAAGAGGGAUCAGCCAGCUUUUGUUCCUACUGGAAUUUUAACCCCUCAAGCCUUGGGUGCAAGAAAUUCACAUGGAUCUCAAGUAGCUAAUAAUCCAAGACAAGCAGCCUAUGAAAUGAGAAUGCAUAAUAAUUCUAGUCCUUUAACAUCUCCCAAUACUAGUUUCACUUCUGAUGGCUCCCCAUCUCCAGGAGGAGGAAUUAAGCGAAAAGCAGAAGAUAGUGACAGUGAACCUGAGCCAGAGGAUAACGUCAGGUUAUGGGAAUCUGGUUGGAAGCAACGGUAUUAUAAGAACAAAUUUGAUGUUGAUGCGGCUGAUGAGAAAUUCCGUCGUAAAGUUGUGCAGUCUUAUGUUGAAGGACUAUGUUGGGUUCUUCGAUAUUAUUACCAGGGCUGUGCUUCCUGGAAGUGGUAUUAUCCUUUCCAUUAUGCACCAUUUGCUUCAGACUUUGAAGGUAUUGCAGACCUACCCUCUGAUUUUGAAAAGGGUACAAGACCGUUUAAACCACUGGAGCAACUUAUGGGGGUAUUUCCAGCUGCAAGUGGUAACUUUCUACCUCCCUCAUGGCGGAAGCUUAUGAGUGACCCUGAAUCCAGUAUAAUUGACUUCUAUCCUGAAGAUUUUGCAAUUGAUUUGAAUGGGAAGAAAUAUGCUUGGCAAGGUGUUGCCCUAUUACCAUUUGUUGAUGAACGUCGUCUGAGAGCUGCUCUGGAAGAAGUUUAUCCUGACCUUACACCUGAUGAAACUAGAAGAAAUAGUCUUGGUGGUGAUGUAAUGUUUGUGGGGAAACACCAUCCACUUAGUGAUUUCCUUUCAGAACUGUACAAAACAGGUUCCACAGAGGCAGUAGAUUUACCACCUGAACUUUGUCAUGGGAUCCAAGGAAAACUUACUUUACAUGAAGAAGCCAUUCUUCCAGAUCAAAUAGUAUAUUCUCCUGUUCCAGUGUUGCGAGAUUUGACACAGAACACUGCAAUCAGUAUUAAUUUUAAAGAUCCACAGUUUGCCGAAGAUUAUAUUUUUAAAGCUACGGUGCUACCAGGAGCAAGAAAGCCUGCAACAGUACUCAAACCUGGUGAUUGGGAAAAAUCCAGCAAUGGUCGGCAAUGGAGACCGCAGCUUGGCUUUAAUCGAGACAGAAGGCCAGUUCACUUAGAUCAGUCAGCAUUUAGGACAUUAGGUCACGUCGUGCCAAGAGGUCCAGGAGGUGGGCCUUAUAGCAAUACUGCACCACCUGGAAAUUACCAAGGAAAUUUAUACAGGCCAAUGAUAAGAGGACAAGCACAGAUUCCAAAGCUUAUGUCAAAGAGGAUCCAGCAUAAUUCUGUGGAUUAUAAAAGCAUUGGGAUCUCUGGGUCAAAAGAUAUGAGACCACAUGAUUCCUGGAGAGGCCCCACUCCCCUUUUCCAUCAACCAAGAUUUGACAGUAGAGCUGCAGCUGAACCUCUGCUGCCUUGGAACCGUAUGCUACAAUCCCAAAAUGCAGCAUUUCAGCAAAAUCAAUAUCAACUACUAGGAGGCCCAGGCGGUUAUCCACCAAGACGUGAUGAUCGUGGAGGGAGACAGGGGUAUGGCCCUGGAAGGAAUUACCCUUUGCCACCUCCCUCAGGAAGAUACAACUGGAAUUAAGCUUUUGUAAAGCUUUCUUAAAUCCUUUCAUCAUUCUACGAUUUUAUGCUGUUUGUGGAAAGGAAGCAUCUUUAUCAAACAGUAGUUUAAGAACUACAAUACUUGAUGUAUUUGUUUUAACCGUGUAUAUUUCUUACAGAUCUGAUUUUCAGUGUUUUAUGUUGCUUUCCAAUUGUGUAAUGCAUAAUACAGUGGAUUUGAAUUUACUACUUUACUUGUGAGACAUUUGAUGAAUAGAAAAGUACUGGUUUUUUUUAAUCGUAGUUAAGAAUCAAACUGUAUUACUGUGAAUUUCAAAACAGUGUACACUAGCUCAUCCAAAAUACAUACUGAUUUUUAAUUAAUGCACAAAAAUUAGGUCUGAACACUUCAGGUAGAAUCUUCAACCAGCUAGAAAACACAUGUUUAAGACAAGCUACUGUUCAAGAUUUCCUUUGAAAACACUUCAUUAUUGUAUCUGUCUGAGAAUUUCUGGACCACUUUAGUAAAAAAAAAAAAUCAACUUUUAAAACUCUGGUCUCUUGUGUUCUUUUCUAUUUUUCUCCAGCAUUUCAACAUUUUACUUUUUAGGUGGGUAGCAAAGCCAAAGCCAAAAUGGCUUUUUUGUUUGUUUUAGGAAGCUCUUGCAGAGAUUAAUUCAGUUCUAUCAUUAGAUUAAAAAACAAAACAAAACAUUAACGUGUAGGCUAAUAUGGUUGGCAUAAAUUUUUAAAAUUUUGAAUCAGCCCCAAGAAAUGUUUUUAAAAAAAUACAUAUUCCAUAGUGUAUUAACAUGUCAACAAUAUUAGCUUUACUUGUCUAUGUUUUUGAAAUAGUGAUAAAUAACUUUUUUAUAUAUUUUUAGAAAUUCAUAUUUAUUUCUAUAAAAAUUUCUGCAUUGUCAGAAUUAUGGGGGGAAAUUCUUACCUGUUUUUAAUUUGUAAGGAUUUGUUCUAAGUCCUUAAGAAAAUACUGGGAAUUUCAAUAAAAGUUAGGUAUUAUUUGUUCUUUAAACAUAGCCACUUUUUUAUGCGUAAUCUAGAAUACAUUUUUUAGGUUGUACAUUUCAUUUUGGUCCUUUGUUAUAGAACAUUUCAUCUUUACCAUUUUAAAAAACAAAUUAAAAACAAAAUACAGCCUUUUGAAGCUUUUCCCCAUUUCUCCAACCCUUGUCUUAGAUAUCAAGAAAUAAUUUCUCCUUGACCAUCUGGUAUGGGCAUUUUUGCUUAAACCAUAGUCAAGGGCACAGAUGUUAAUCCUAGUGAAUGAGGAAAGAAAGACCACCUUAGCCUUGAGAAGAAGAAAUUUUGAAAUUAGGCUUUUUUACUUUAAAGUGAUAACUGAGCAGAACAGACUGUUUUGUGAUAAAAUCUUUCAUCUAAGUUAUUGGCAUUUUAACCAUCACAUUUUAGUGCACUAAUGAAACAUAAUAGUACAUAUUAAAGUGGAUAUGAAUUGUUCUGCCAUGGAUAAGCUGAAUAUUAAAUUUGUGUUCUUGUUUUCAUUAAAAAUCCCUUGCCAUCUAGAACUCUGUACAACCAAUAGCAUGUGUCCUGAAGGAAGCACAUAGCUCUAUCAGUGCACUUAUCUUUUUUUUGCCUAAGCUUUUUAAAAUACCUUUUUGUGUGUGUGAUUUCAUAGCAUUUUCUUUUCUCAAAAAUAGAACAAUUUUUAGGAAGUUUCAUUUCAUUUCACCCAACCAAGUAAUAUGUCUUACAUAUAAGCUGGAGCUACAUUGGAUUUUUAAAUCAGUUUUAAAUUUCUGGUGGUUAUUUUGGAGACCUUUUUCUCAAAGCAAAUGGUUUUAAGGAAGAUAUGUGGUCUUCAAAAUUCAUACUGUAAGAGUCAUAAGGAAAAUGUUUCUGUUCGAUGAGUGGUGUGGUUAAAAUCAUUUUAGUUGUGGAAUGAGAGGACCUGGGUUAAAACAUUGACUCAGCCAUUUUCCUAGAUGACUAUGGGCAAGUCAAUUUCUGUGAGCCUCAGUUACCUUACCUAUAAAAUGAGAGUGGGGGAGGGGUUGGGCUAGAUGAUAUCUAAGGUCCCUCUAGCUCUAAGUCUUGUUUCUGAGUAAUUACAAAAGUUAAAUGUUUAGCUAAACUAUUAUUGUUGCAUCAAGGAGAUGUUCCAUGUUCUUCUUUGAUGCUUUUUCUUCCCUAUUAUUUCCUUACCCUUUUAAUAUUGUCAUUCAUGUAGGUGGCAUGCAUGUCUUUUAUAAACCCUUCAGGGAAGUUGUUCCCUGCUAUUUCUAUAUAGAAAACAAAGGUUUUGUAGUUUUAAAUAUAAUGUAUAAUAAAUACUGCAA
This is a messenger RNA of Dromiciops gliroides (monito del monte), 5407 nucleotides long. RefSeq names its product 5'-3' exoribonuclease 2 (gene XRN2). The transcript is spliced from 32 exons. Bases 229 to 3126 code for a protein of 965 amino acids. Gene Ontology annotation, cellular component: nucleus. NCBI's taxonomy places the organism in Eukaryota, Metazoa, Chordata, Mammalia, Microbiotheria, Microbiotheriidae. The record is from RefSeq and is a predicted model, not a curated record. Gene Ontology annotation, molecular function: 5'-3' RNA exonuclease activity; RNA binding. Gene Ontology annotation, biological process: nuclear-transcribed mRNA catabolic process.